UUUCUACUGCAAUAAUAUUAUUUAACUUAUGAAAGAUGCAACCGAGUCACAGGAUUGCUAUUGUUGCCGUUUCAUGUGCUGCAUUUGGAAUAAUUAUUGGAGUUUUGAUCGGCUGGUACAGCCAUCCGACGUCUUCAGCUCCGACUGAGCCAAAUCCACCAACUUCAGAUCCAGAAAUUUCUAAACAAAUACGAGAUGAAAUCAAGGCUGAAAAUAUUGAAUUAUACUUAAAAGAACUAACCGACGAGCCGCAUAUUGCUGGUCGCGAUGUCGAUGAGAAAAUAUUAGUCGAUUACAUAAGGGGGAAAUGGGAAGAUUUUGGAUUUGAUGUCGAAGUUCAUCCGUAUGAUGUUUUGUUAUCUUAUCCAGAUCAGGAGGACUCAAAUCUAAUAUCUGUCAUACUAGACAAUGGGACCGAACUAUACAAAUCUCAACCUAGCGAAAAGAUCUUAGAUGAUUCUCAAAUAAGUGACAAAGUCGUAAAUCCAUUCAAUGCUUACUCUGCUACGGGUGAUACAGAGGGUCAUCUAGUAUAUGUAAACUAUGCAAGAAUUGAUGAUUUUCUUCAACUUACUCGCGAUUUAGGAGUAAACCCUGCAGGUCAUGUUUGUAUAUCAAGAUAUGGGCGAAUAUUCAGAGGUUCCAAAGCACAAAUAGCACAAAGCUACGGCUGCAAGGGAUUGAUUUUGUACUCUGACCCAUAUGACUAUACAGUUCCGUGGUCUGGUGUUUAUCCGGAUGAUUGGUUUCUACCCGGCACAGGAGCACAAAGGGGAAACCUUCAGACAUUGAAAGGUGAUCCACUGACUCCACAAUAUCCCGCUAUAGAUACAGCCUGGAGAAUGUACGAGAAUGAAACAACACUUCCAACUAUUCUUGUUACUCCUAUUGGUUAUGACGAUGCUGUAAAGUACUUGGAGCGAAUGGGAGGAGACGAAGUGCCAGAAGAAUGGAAGGGGAGUCUGAAUAUAACUUACCGUCUUGGACCUGGUUUUGUCGGCGAGUUGAAUAAUACUGGAAAAAUCAAGAUGCAUAUAACGACGAAAAACGAAAGAGCUAUAACACACAAUAUAUUUGGUUACAUUCGCGGAGAGGUAGAGCCAGAUCGUUACGUUUUGAUUGGGAAUCACAGAGAUGCUUGGGUUUUUGGAGCGAUGGAUCCAUCAUCUGGCACUGCAGCUCAACUGGAAAUUGGCCGUUCUAUUGGGGUAGCUGUUAAAAAGGGUUGGAGACCACGAAGAACAAUUGUGUUAUGUAACUGGGGUGCGGAAGAAUACGGAGUUAUAGGCUCUACAGAAUGGGUGGAAGAGUUUCAAAAACUACUCUCAUCCAGGAGCGUCGCGUAUUUGAAUAUUGACACUGCAGUGCAAGGAAAUUAUACGUUGAGGAUGGGAGCAGGCCCGCAUCUCAAUGAAUUAAUAUUUAAUUCAGCAAAGUUUAUUGAGACACCCCACGACAGCGAAAUUGGUGAUGGUCGUAACACAAUGUACGAAACUUGGGCGGAUCGCAGCCCUAAAGACUCUGCAGACCCGAACAGUCUUCCAUUAAUAUCAACGCUUGGAUCUGGGAGCGACUACAUGGCCUUCAUACAAAUUACCGGAAUACCAUCAGUGCAUAUUCGUUAUUACUACGAUACAUCAAUUGGAAUUCGAUCAUAUCCUGUUUACCACUCAGUGUAUGAAACAUUUGACCUCGUGAAGGAUAUCGUAGAUCCAGACUUCAGAAUCACGAAAUCAGUUGCUCAGCUGACUGCUGAAAUUGCUUGGAGACUCAUUGACAAUCCUGUCUUACCUCUAAAUUGCGUGGAUUACGCUGCUAGAUUAUGGGAAGACAAAGAUAUUUUUGUGCAGGCUUAUGGACAAUUGAUGUCAGAUAACGGGAUCAAUUUAAAUGAAUUUGAUUACGCACUGCAAAAUUUUUCAUCUGCUGCAGAAGACAUGCAAACAAGGGUAAAAAACGUGAAUAUCGCAAAUGAUAUCGAACUCCGAGCUAUUAAUGAUCAGUUAAUGCAGCUGGAACGAGCAUUUAUUGAUAUGAAUGGAAUAGGAAACAGAACUAAUGUGAGGCAUGUGAUAUACGCACCGAGUCUGCACGAUACAUACGCAAGUUCUGCGUUUCCGGGUUUGGUUGAUUCAUUGUUUGACAUUGAUUCCGAUUCCGACCCAGAAAAAAGAUGGAGAGAGGUUAGACGCCAAUACUCCAUUCUUCUCUUCCAUAUCGGUUCAGCUGCCUCCACAUUGAGAGACGUCGUUCCGGUCAAAGGAUAUUCAAAUUAUUAAGAAUUACAAGUAUCAUUUACUUCAAUCAUUUUGCAAUCAAAAUUAUUUCGAUUAAAAUAUUGGAAAAAUUAUUUUAUGAGAAUGCAUUAGAAACUUACGUCCUUAGAUUGAUCAUGAAGACAUGAAAUAAAGACUACAUUCGCAAAAGGCCGUAUAAUUUUGUUUAAUUUCUUUCUCGUGCAUUACGUAUUUUGUAA
This is a messenger RNA of Styela clava, 2476 nucleotides long. The record is from RefSeq and is a predicted model, not a curated record. Lineage: Eukaryota; Metazoa; Chordata; Ascidiacea; Stolidobranchia; Styelidae.